This is a messenger RNA of Closterium sp. NIES-65, 312 nucleotides long. Lineage: Eukaryota; Viridiplantae; Streptophyta; Zygnematophyceae; Desmidiales; Closteriaceae. The record is from the annotation of a GenBank genome assembly.
AUGCACUCAUUCCUCGUUUCUUAUCAUGGCCCCUUGCGGCCCCUCUGCGGCCCCUCUGAGGCCCCGUCACCGUCACCUGCGGCCCCGUCGCCGUCACCUGCGGCCUCGUCGCCGUCACCUACGGCCACCCCGCCGCCACCUGCGGCCCCAUCACCGCCACCUGCGGCCCCGUCGCCGCCAACUCCGGCCACGCAGCCGCCACCUGCGGCCUCGCCGCCACCUGCGGCCCUGUCGCCCUCCCCUAGCGGCCACGUCACCGCCUCUACCGGCCCUGUCACCGCUAAGCCGCCCAGCGACCGAGCCGCCGAGUAG